Messenger RNA from Labrus bergylta (ballan wrasse), 3470 nucleotides. RefSeq names its product 5-hydroxytryptamine receptor 4. Gene Ontology annotation, molecular function: G protein-coupled serotonin receptor activity. Gene Ontology annotation, biological process: chemical synaptic transmission; adenylate cyclase-activating adrenergic receptor signaling pathway; regulation of appetite. NCBI's taxonomy places the organism in Eukaryota, Metazoa, Chordata, Actinopteri, Labriformes, Labridae. The record is from RefSeq and is a predicted model, not a curated record. Gene Ontology annotation, cellular component: plasma membrane.
UGUCGCUUGUGUCACUCAUCUACAGCUCGUGCAGAACGCUCUGUGUGAGCUCGCGGCCUUUUUAUUCUGCCUUUCUUCAUGUGACCAUGACCAUGGGAGCCACUCGCACGCAGCGGGGUGCCUGCUGUGUCUGAAGUACAGCGGAGAGGAGCACGGCACAGGGCCAGAGCAUGGGGUGACGAGGACUAUCCUCUGCUGAUCUCAAUGCAGAUGACCAGUGAUGGCCACAGCAUCACCUCAACAUUUGUUGGAUGAAGUAAUAAACACUGGCCAACAACAGGAACAUCAGCAACAGGAAGAAUUUCUCAACUCACUAGAGACUAUUGUCCUCACCAUCUUUCUGUCCAUCAUCAUCAUCAUGACAGUGUUUGGUAACUUGCUGGUCAUGGUGGCACUCUGCAAGGACAGACAUCUACGAAAGAAGAAGACUAACUACUUCAUUGUGUCGCUGGCGUUUGCCGACUUGCUGGUUGCGGUUGUGGUGAUGCCCUUCGCUGCGAUCGAGCUGACCACUGGCCAGUGGCGUUACGGAGAGAUCUUCUGCCUGGUCCGAACGUCUCUGGAUGUUCUGUUAACUACAGCAUCCAUCCUACACCUCUGCUGCAUUGCACUGGACAGGUAUUAUGCUAUCUGCUGCCAGCCUCUGGUUUACAGACACAAAAUGACACCCAUCAGAGUGGCAGCAAUGCUCAGCGGUUGCUGGCUUAUCCCCACGUUAAUCUCCUUCCUACCCAUAAUGCAAAGCUGGAACGCAAUCGGCAUUGAAGACAUUAUUGAGGAAAGGCGAGCUCUGGCAGGGGGCUCCAAUGACACCAGUUGCAUAUUUUUGGUCAACCGGCCAUACGCCCUCAUCUGCUCUGCUGUGGCCUUCUACGUCCCAUUAGCUCUCAUGGUCCUAGCCUACCAGCGUAUCUAUGUCACCGCCAUGACCCAUGUGCGGCAGAUCGAGACACUUCAGCGGGCUGGCUCUGCUCCUGUUGCUGGUACAGUUCCAGUGAUUAUCGUGAGGUCCUCUACAUCCUCAGAUCCUAUGGAGCACUAUCGCUUAAGGACACCAACGGGCUCCUCCCAUUCAGACCAUGCUCCCAUAGCGAACAGCCGAAUGCGUGUUGAGACAAAAGCUGCAAAGACACUGGCAGUUAUAAUGGGUUGUUUCUGUCUAUGCUGGGCACCGUUCUUUAUCACCAACGUGGUGGAUCCCUUCAUCCAUUACUCAGUGCCCUGGCAGCUGUGGACAGCCUGGUUGUGGCUCGGUUAUAUUAACUCAGGGUUGAACCCCUUCCUGUACGCCUUUCUCAACCGAGCAUUUCGGAGGGCCUUUCUGGUGAUUCUAUGCUGUGGGGAUGAGCGGUACGCACGGCAGGCCAGCUGCUCUUAUGGACACUCCAACAGAGCAUGCUCAGCUGCAUCAGUCAACGGGACGUCGAUGGCAUUGAGAUUGUCCUUCCUGCCUAACCGCAGCUACAGCGACAACGGACGGACCAUGCUAGCCAAUGAACAUGAGUCCCAGUACUCUCUUGGACCCCUAUGAGUCUGACUGGACAGAUUUGUGAUGUCAUCAGCUGAUAUGAGAGACCUUCUGGUGUGAUCAGUCUACAGUGAGCCAAGUUGAACUGUAUAAAAGGAGGAUAUAGAACCUUGAUAUUCACUCUAUGAUCCCGCAUCAACAGUGACUAACAUUUUUAAAACAUAUGUUGAUGCUGGGCAUCAGACACAUACAGAAUGUCUAAUCAAACACUAGCUGGCUGUAAAACAGACAAAAUAAAUCAUAUUGAUCAAGAACCACUGGUUGAGGAGUACUCGUGUCCAUUGACUGAAGAGCACUGACAAUAUUUUGAGAUUUCUUCUCAUUUUGAGACACAAAGACCUGUUCUCAGUGGAACAUCUGGAUCACAUCAUGGCAGCGGUCCUACGCCACAGAUCUCAGAAGACUGCAAGCCGAAUUCUGGAUAAAGUGAUGGAAGAAGCAAGAGACCAAGACGCCGUUCUUAGCGCUAUGAUUUAAAGAAUAAACAAGAUAUUUCAUAGCUCAUUUCUAGCUGCACAAUCAGCUGAUUCAGUUAUCCUUAGAUAGGAGUUCAGUUUAUUGUGGAUCAGUUUGUUUUUUUAGCCUUCAUCAGCAUCAAUAGCACUCUUAAAUAGCUGGAUGAAAUAUCAAAAGUGGACAUUUUUAAUUUGUAUCCAUUCAGCUUCAGUUAUGCAGCACCAAAGGUUUACGAUGGGAUACUAGAAGUCAGUUUGUGAUGAAGUGCAGCAGCGUAUAAACUGUUCUGUCAUUGAUCACUGGGAUGAACACUUUUCUAAAACCUUUCCCGGCAAAUUCUUUAAUGCACAUGCCUCUUUGGGUUUAAAGUUUCACAUCUGUUACAGCUAGGGACAAAGCUCAGCAUCUCUACAAGAAGGUGGAAAAUAUAUUUGCCAUUUAUGGGCAUCCCCGCCAUCCUGCGAGAAGCUACAGUGAUGUAUAGUGGAGUUGGCUUUCAAGGCACUGAAAGUACAAAUACAUUAUCCUCCUUGAUCAUGUACCUCAUGUAUCAUAUGUCUCCUCACAAGGUUAAAGUUCAUCUGACAAAAUUAUCUGGUAUAAACAUUGUCAUUUAAAGUUUGGUCCUCAAGUUCUAAUAUUAUUGUUUAAGAUCUAUUUAUUUCCCUUCAACCUAUACGUUCUUCAUUUUUUCACCAGCUACAUUGUCCAGCAUGACUGUUUCAUUAUUGGGGGCUUUGGUCUAAAUUUGAUAUUUUCCGAUUUAACAACACAUACCAUUAUUUCGGAGACAUGUUCAAUUAACCAAUUUUUACAAGGGCAACAUAAAUACAAUAAAAAUAAAGCAAAGAAAUGUGUAUGUGCACAAGUAGUAUUUGCUGAUGAAUCCACUUUGAAAAGAGACAUCAGAACUUUAUGAGAAACAUUGUAUUAAUGCAAGGUGAAAAAAUCCCUCAAUUGAAGAACAUAUGGCCUGAAACCACAGUGAGGAUAAAAUGGGCAAACGCAGCGAAAACAGCUACAAAGGGCAAAGAGCUACAGAGUAGGAUGUGUUUCUCUGUGGGUUUGCCAGCUGUUGUCACCCGCUCACAAUACAAACUAUCAGUAAUGUCUGUAUGAUACAGGUUUAACUCUCCUUAAAAGUGUGAUGCUUGUUUGCAUAUCUACAUUCCCUCUGGCACAUUCUCUCCUUCUAUCAGAACACAUUUAAGAGUCAAAUACACAGAGGUGUGAAAGCAACUCAGCUGCCUCCUUUCUGUCAUCACUGAUAUUUGCAUUUUAUGUUCAUUCUUGAUCUUAGUAUCUGCCUCAGAGAACCACAGUUAUCUCAUUCUCUUUCAUUUUGGUUUUGAAAUGCACAAUUUUGAAAUGUGGCUUCAAAGAGCUACAUGGACAUUCUGUCAGUGUGACAACUUUUUAUAGUCCAUUUGUUAGUGCUUCGUCUUUGUUUUCUGUGAUGGAGAUGAGAAAUAAACAGUGAAUUUGA